Messenger RNA from Heterostelium album PN500, 1413 nucleotides. RefSeq names its product F-box protein. NCBI's taxonomy places the organism in Eukaryota, Evosea, Eumycetozoa, Acytosteliales, Acytosteliaceae. Bases 1 to 1413 code for a protein of 470 amino acids. Gene Ontology annotation, molecular function: protein binding. The record is from RefSeq and is a predicted model, not a curated record. The transcript has 3 exons.
AUGUACAGAGGCAUUAAUCAUAGUAGUGGAGGCGGUAGUUUUCUUCAAUUGUUAUUAAAGAACAAGAAUCUAUUGUUUAUUACAUCGAUUGCCACUACCAUUACAUAUUUUAUAUACAAUGUUUUAUUUAAAACUAAAAGUAUAGAUUCAUCAUCAUCAUCAUCAUCAAAACCAACAACAACAACAGAGACAGAUUCUGAAAAUACAAAAACAACAAAUGUAGAACAACAAACAAAUAUAGAUAAUAAUAAUAAUAAUAAUAAUAGUAAUGUUAAAACAGAUAUAAUAACUUCACCAACAGACAAUAAUAAUAAUACAGUAACAAGUCCAAGAACUAAAAUAAAUAUACAAUUACAAAAACAAAAGGCAUUACCAAUCACAAAAGUGAAUGACCCAAUACAAUUACCAUAUUCUUUGUUAGUCAGUAUAUUCGAAUCACUUUCUUAUAAAGACGUACAAAGACUCAAAAGUGUAAAUAGUUAUUGGAACAAAAUGUUAUGUAAACUAGAUAAGAUAUGGCAAAGAUUUAUCAUUGAUAAAUGGGGCUUCAGUGCACUACCAACUCCAAAACCUGAUAUAGAAUAUGCUAAUUUCUUUAAACUAAAAUAUAUAGAAGAAAAGAAAAGAUUAGGAUUUAAACCGGAACAAUUUAUUAUUUCAGUGCAUGAGCAAUGCUCGGAUUUCACUGAUCCAGCGCGUUGGAAGAUGGAACGAGUUUUCAGUGCUCAAGUGUGGUGGCGAAAGAGAUUGCUGGAGGAGUUGCAAGGUCUUACAUUGACACGUUUGGAGCUCACUGAGAAGGGUCAGUUUGACACUGGUAGUAUUGUCAGUGCCAACAAGAAUCAGGUGGUCGGUUCAUUCCGAUUCAUCGACAGCUACGACGCACGCGCCAAAUUCGAGUCACACAAAUUCCUUGAACUCUCCAACGAGUCGCCAUUCACCGGUGAACUCCUCGGCUACUUUAGUUUCACACUGCACUCGUUGGAGAGUGACGAGCUGCAGCAGUUGAACGCCGAGUUUCUCAGAACCAUUACAUUCCAGACACGUGGAAUCAUCACCAACUUGAAGAACGAAGUGUCGGCACGCUCCAUUCUCUUGGAGACCUGUAAAUUGAAACAUAUUUUUGGCAAGGGUGGAAUGAACGAUGGCGAUUGUCUGCUCGAUACCGACCUACAGAGCACCUACAUAGUGUCGCUCAUCGAAGAGAUUCAAAAGUUCCUCGAUAACAAGGGAAUCGGAUACAACAAGGUCGAAGGUGGUGCCAAAGUGAACUUUGUCGACCAAACCAGUCAUAAUCCAAUUAGAUACACAGGUCACCUCCCAAGUGAAGCGCUCACUCUCGAACUCCCACUUUGGAUCUACAACACAGUGAUACUAUCCAAUCGUCGUUUAUGGGGUAGAAGAUUAGAAUAA